Megachile rotundata (alfalfa leafcutting bee) is the source of this 2418-nucleotide messenger RNA. It is a transcript of the gene Idh, whose product is annotated as isocitrate dehydrogenase [NADP] cytoplasmic. NCBI's taxonomy places the organism in Eukaryota, Metazoa, Arthropoda, Insecta, Hymenoptera, Megachilidae. Gene Ontology annotation, molecular function: isocitrate dehydrogenase (NADP+) activity; NAD binding; magnesium ion binding. Gene Ontology annotation, biological process: isocitrate metabolic process; NADP+ metabolic process. Gene Ontology annotation, cellular component: mitochondrion; cytosol; peroxisome. The record is from RefSeq and is a predicted model, not a curated record.
AUGUCGAGUAAGGAAUCGAUGAAAUUAAUCAAAAUUUCGAUACAUAAGAGAUACUCGACGUUACAUUAAUCCUUAAGAAUUAAUGAAAUUUAUGUCAAGUUGUUUCAACAUAAAUUGUAUGAACAUGCAUGUUUAUAGAAGUAUAAACAGUGUCUAAUGAAGUUCACACGCUUGUUUCUGCUGACCUUGUAUUUAUUAAAAUUCACGAUACUUAUGAAAUGCAAAUUCGAAGGACGUGUCAAGUUGCUGUUCACUAAUAGAUUUUUACUUUUUUGCAUGUAGUUUGUCAACAAUGAUCUUUAUUAAAUGUACGAAUAACCAAUCAUUUUUAUGAAACUAUUCUUAUGUUACAAGUACUAGAAUUAUACUAUCACAAAUAUACAGUUUAAGUUAUCAUCUGUAAAUAUUGUUUACUGAAGACAGUACAAAUUCCAUAGAUAACUGAACAAUUUUUAACAGAUACGUGGCAUCAACGCAAUAAUUUAUUACCAUCUUCUAUUAAUGUUCAUUAUUAACGGCACCAUCUACCGAUUAAAUCACAUCCGAAUACGCUCCUGUCAUUUUCUUGAUUAAUAUUUUGUAAGAUAUAAAAGAUUUUGUAACAAAAAGAUAUUUUGUAACUGUGAAAUUAUGUACAUAUAAUGUACACGUUAAGAUAAACAAUACAUGUUAAAAUUAAUUUCAAUAAAUAAGAAAAAAUAAACGUCAUUAAAUUUUACGAUUAAAACAAUUUGUUUAAAGAAUUGUUCGUGAAAUAACAGAGAAAAAUAGCAGAAAUACGAAAGUGAACAACAUUCGAUAAAGCUGCCAUGUUUUCGCCCCACCGUCUCAUCAGCAGGAAUCUGCAAUUUAUAAGUGCAGUAUGUACUGAAACAGUCAGUAGUAACGUCGUCACGUCACCGAUACUCUCGUUCAAAGUUAGCCAAUCGAUACAUCCACUUGUCAGAACAUUUAGCAUUUCCGCUGCAACAAUGGCUAAAAUAAAGGCUGGUCCCGUUGUUGAUAUUUUGGGCGAUGAAAUGACACGUAUCAUAUGGGAUGCCAUCAAGCAAAAGCUUAUUUUACCUUAUUUAGAUGUUGAAUUGCAUACUUAUGAUUUGGGCAUUGAAAAUCGAGAUGCAACCAAUGAUCAGGUAACUGUAGAUUGUGCAAAUGCUAUCAAGAAAUAUAAUGUAGGUAUAAAAUGUGCUACUAUUACGCCUGAUGAGAAACGAGUAGAAGAAUUUAAGUUGAAACAAAUGUGGAAGAGUCCCAAUGGUACUAUUAGAAAUAUGUUAGGUGGUACAGUUUUUCGUGAACCAAUUAUUUGUAAGAAUAUACCACGUCUAGUGACAGGCUGGAACAAACCUAUCAUUAUUGGUAGACAUGCCCAUGCAGAUCAAUAUAAAGCUACAGACUUUAUAGUACCUGGCCCAGGUAAACUUGAAAUUACAUGGACUGGAAAUAACGGAGAAAAAAUUCACCAUACAGUCCACACCUUCCAAGGUCCAGGUAUUGCUCAAGCACAAUACAAUACAGAUGAGAGUAUUACUGCCUUUGCUCAUAGUUCUAUGCAAUAUGCGCUUUCAAGAAAUUAUCCUCUGUACCUUUCUACAAAGAAUACAAUUCUUAAAAAAUACGAUGGCAGAUUCAAAGAUAUUUUCCAAGAAGUAUAUGAAAAGGAUUACAAAGACAAGUUUGAAGCUAAGAAAGUUUGGUACGAACACCGCUUAAUAGACGAUAUGGUAGCGUUUGCAAUGAAGGCAGAAGGUGGUUUUGUAUGGGCUUGUAAAAAUUACGACGGAGAUGUGCAAUCCGAUUCCGUGGCACAAGGAUACGGAUCCCUAGGUUUAAUGACUUCGGUUCUAAUUUGUCCAGAUGGACGAACCGUAGAAACAGAAGCCGCACACGGUACCGUAACAAGACACUAUCGUAUGUAUCAGCAAGGAAAAGAAACUUCAACGAAUCCAAUCGCUUCGAUAUUCGCAUGGACGCAAGGAUUGCUUCAUCGCGCAAAAUUAGAUAGUAAUCAAGAACUUGAACACUUCGCAAAAACCUUAGAAUCAGUAUGCAUCAAUACUAUCGAAUCAGGUCAUAUGACAAAGGACCUUGCAAUUUGCAUCAAAGGCAUGGCAAAUGUUACAAGAUCUGAUUAUUUAGAAACAUUUGAAUUCCUCGAUAAAUUGGCAGAAAACCUGCAGAAACAACUUAAAAAGUGACUACAUUACAGUUGUUCUGAUGUGAUGCAAUCAAAGUAUUAAAUGUAUGCCACAAGAACAAUAUUACUGGUUAUGGGAAAUAAAACUGCAUUUAAUUUAUAUGAAGCCUUUUAAAGGCAUAUUUGCAGAGAAAUGCAUGAAGAUAACACAAAAUAUUGUAAUUAAAAUUGUAAAAACAUGUUUAAAGUUUUCUUUUUAAUAUUAAAUUUUUAAGGAUUUG